Molecule: messenger RNA, 1068 nt
Organism: Pungitius pungitius (ninespine stickleback)
Lineage: Eukaryota; Metazoa; Chordata; Actinopteri; Perciformes; Gasterosteidae
Gene: rwdd1
Product: RWD domain containing 1
Exons: 7
Coding region: 119-841 (240 amino acids)
Biological process (GO): cytoplasmic translation
Molecular function (GO): protein binding
Source: RefSeq, a predicted model, not a curated record
ACGGUCCGAACACCGACGUCAUCGAUCAGCACAGUGGAGCACGCAGCACAGCCAGCGUUAGCUCGAACGUAGCGGUUAUGAUUUGUCCAACUUCCAGAUAACCUGCAGCCUCGCGAAAAUGACAGACUACGCCGAAGAGCAGAGGAAUGAACUUGAAGCCAUAGAGUCCAUCUACCCUGACUCUUUUACAGUGCUUUCAGACGACCCCACCAGCUUCACCAUCACUGUAACAUCAGACGCGGGGCAAAAUGGUGAAAUCGUGGAAGCAACCCUUAAGUUCACGUAUGUAGAGAAGUACCCGGAUGAGCCUCCGCAGUGGGAGAUCUUCUCCCAGGAGAACCUGGAGGACAGCGAUGUGGAGGACAUCCUCACCUUACUGCUGCAGCAGGCAGAAGAGAACCUUGGCAUGGUGAUGAUCUUCACUCUGGUGACAGCCGUUCAGGACAAACUCAACGAAAUAGUGGAUAUGAUGAAGAACAGACGAGAAGAAGAGAAACGACAGAAAGAGGCCGAGGCAGAGGAAGCAGAGAAGGUGUUGUUCCAUGGCACAGUGGUGACCAUUGAAAACUUCCUGACGUGGAAAGCCAAGUUUGAGCUGGAGAUGGCUGAGCUGAGGAGUAAAAAACAGAAAGAGGAGGAGCAGGGAGGAAAGCUCAAACUCACAGGUAAACAGCUGUUUGAGACGGACCACAACCUGGACACGUCAGACAUUCAGUUCCUUGAAGAAACUGGGAACAACGUCGAAGUGGAUGAGUCACUCUUCCAGGACAUUGAGGACUUGGACUUGGAUGAGGACGACCCCGACUUUGACCCUUUACAGAUGGGGAGUGAUGAGGACUGAAACAGGACACCUGCUCCUCACUGGGAUUCGACCAUCUGACCAGUCACAAUAGUUUUGGAAAGACUCUUGGAAGCAAUUGGAGAGAAUAUCCUCCAGAAUACAACACUUACACACACACACACACACACACACACACACACUCACACUCACACUCAAACAAGUCUUCAUUUCCAUGCCUGAACCAUUAAAUUGAAUAACUGAAUAAACAUAUGAUUGGACUCUUUGAU